UAUGACUACAUGGGUUCUGAGGUGGCAGUUGCAACUGAGAAAGUUGUCCAUAUCUUUGGGCUUAUCAACACUAUGUUUUCCCAGCUCAAUGUGACUGUUAUGCUAUCUUCCUUGGAGCUCUGGUCAGAUCAAAAUAAGAUUUCAACGAAUGGGGAUGCUGAUGAAGUACUACAAAGAUUUUUGUUAUGGAAACGAAAAUUUUUGUUUCAAAGGUCCCAUGACAUGGCGUACUUACUAGUUUAUAGGGACCAUCCUAAUUAUGUGGGAGUAACAUAUCAUGGAAUGGCAUGCGAUCCACAGUUUGCUGCAGGAAUUGCUCUGUAUCCAAAGACAAUAACUUUAGAGGCAUUUUCAGUUGUUAUGGUACAGUUGCUUGGAAUUAAUCUGGGAUUAACCUAUGAUGACAUCUACAACUGUUACUGUCUGGGAACUACAUGCAUAAUGAAUCCUGAAGCAAUACAAUCUCGUGGAGUAAAGUUUUUUAGCAGCUGCAGCAUAGACGGAUUUAAGCAGAUAAUUUCACAGCCUGAACUUGAGUGUCUUCAGAAUCAACCAGUUUCAAAAGUGACUUAUCAAGGAAAAAAUCCACUUUGUGGCAAUAGAAUUGUGGAAUCUAAUGAGCAAUGUGACUGUGGCCCACCAAAGGAAUGCUCUCAUAAAAAAUGCUGUAAUCCUGUAGAUUGUACUCUGAUCGGAUUUGCAGAGUGUGGCACUGGGACAUGCUGUGAUACAAGCACUUGUAAGAUUGCUGUAAGAGGACAUUUAUGUAGAAAAAGCCAAGAUCUGUGUGAUCUGCCAGAAUAUUGCAAUGGAACAUCUGAGUUCUGUGUGCCUGAUGUGAAAACUGCUGAUUUAGAACUAUGCAAUAAUGACACCACCUAUUGCUAUGGUGGAAUAUGCCAAGAUCCUGAUAAACAGUGUGUAGAGUUAUUUGGAAAAUUUGCUAAGGUUUCUUCUUAUCUGUGUGGACAAGAAAUAAAUUUUCUAAAUGACAAAUUUGGAAACUGUAAUCGACGUUGUGAUUUUAGGCAUAUUCUUUGUGGGAAGAUUGUUUGUCACUGGGCACAUUCAGUGUUAAUACCAAUUAUAAAUUAUGAUAUACAAUAUACGCUCAUGGGAGGGCAAGUAUGUGUGUCUGCGCAUUUAAGAAAUACUUCAAAAAAGGAUAUUACCUACACAAAUGAUGGUACUAUGUGUGGUAAAGGAAAGUUUUGUAAGCAGAAAGAAUGCUUGGCUGUGGAAGGACACAAAAACCUAACAUUGUGUGACUCAAAAGUAAAAUGCCAAGGGCAUGGGGUUUGCAAUGAUCACUUUAAUUGCCACUGUGAUGUUGGGUACUCUCCUCCAACUUGUGAACCGGCCCCCUCAUCACCAGGAGGAAGUAUGGAUGAUGGGUAUUGGGUUGCAACAGAUAGAAGUCCAUCCUUGCUUGUAAAACACCAAGCUGCUCCUCAAAAAAAUGGCCUUUUGAUCAGUUUCUACAUUUUUCUACCUUUCCUCAUUUUAACUGCCAUCAUUGCUCUUAAAUGGAAUAAAAUGAAGGGAAUUUGGAGUAGAGUGGGAACAGUAAGCAGUGAAUCUCCAUCAGAAGACAGCAGUUGUGACAGUGCCCAGUCAUACACUUAAAGUAACUUAGAAAUAUUAUUAAAAAGCCAUAGAAUGGAGAAAGAAUAUUACCAAGAAAUUCAUCUUUAUCCUGCUUGAUUCAAGAACAAAAGAAACCUCUUUUUCUCUCCUUUUGUUAUGGCUUAAAACUCUGAAUUUCACAAACCAAAAUAAACCCUAUGACUGAA
Molecule: messenger RNA, 1793 nt
Organism: Galeopterus variegatus (Sunda flying lemur)
Lineage: Eukaryota; Metazoa; Chordata; Mammalia; Dermoptera; Cynocephalidae
Product: disintegrin and metalloproteinase domain-containing protein 18-like
Exons: 14
Biological process (GO): cell adhesion; proteolysis; binding of sperm to zona pellucida
Cellular component (GO): plasma membrane
Molecular function (GO): metalloendopeptidase activity
Source: RefSeq, a predicted model, not a curated record